UCUCUUACACGUAAUCUAAUUAAAAAUUUGCCACAAACACAUUAUUUAUUCUUUAUAAGCCUAAUUCAAACACUUGCCUAAGUUGCCUUCAUCAUAUUCAUAUAUAAAAUAAAUACACCACAAAUUCCUCUCUCAAUUCACUUUAGCCUCAAAACUUCAUUCUUUCUACAAUAACAGAUAAAUUUAUAUUCCUUUAAAAACAACUCUUCUUGGGUCUAUCAAAUCUCUAUGCAGUUAGUGCUUUAGCAGAUAGCACUUUGGAAUUGCUUCAUUUUUACUUCUUUUUGUUCUUUCUGCUUUUGCAGAAAAUAUUCUCUCCAAUUGUUGUGUUAAACCAACAUCCUUAAUUUAUGUAAUUUUUUCUUAUUCCUUUGUUUCACAUGUAUGACCAAGUCAUUGUGAAAAUUCAUUCAUUUUUGUGAAAAGUUCUAAUAAAUGCUCAAAAAUUUAUUUUGUUUGGAAGCUUCUAAGGCUAAUUCCUUGUUUUGAAGCACCUUGUGACAUAUCAAAAUUUUCUUGCAAUAAAUAAGACCCCAAAACAAAAGAUCCCAAUUUUCUUCUACAUUCAGUGUGAGAGACAGAGAGAGAAAAAGGGUCAAUGGUAAGUAGUUUAGUUAUUUAAACAAAGCUUUGCAGUGUUCAAAAAAUUGAAGGGGUGCAAAAAGAAGAAGAAAGAAAAAAAUGUCUAAAAAGGGUUUGACAUCAAUGAAGGAUGAAAAUCAGGAAUUGCAGAAGCAAAUUGGAUGCAUCAGUGGGUUUUUUCAGCUGUUUGAACGCCACAGGUUCCUCACAGGCCAAAGCAACAGUCACAAUUUACCAAAUAAAGGGGGAACAAGUAAUAACAUCAAAGAGUUGAAUAAUUCAAUACAAAAGGCAAAGGCAAAGAAUUUGAAAGUUGCAAGAGAGAAUCAACAAUCCUCCACAGAAUCAUCAUCAGGAACUUCGAUGUCUUCAUCGUCUUGUUCAUCAAGCAUGUCAUCCCUCGAGUUUAACAGAACAAUACAGAUAGAACCACCAUCAAUAAGUCCAAUGAAAAUCACAGAAAACUCGACUUCCGAAGCAGUAGUGAAGCAACUUGGCAACCAAAGACGUCAGUCCCUUGAUUUCCAAGAUAUUGUCAAAGACUCAAUGCGAGUAGAUGCACAAAGGUUAUCAGUAAAAACUCUGGCUAAAGAAGAAAAGAAGGGUCGAAUCUUGAAACACAUCGAUUCUCCGCGGCCUAUGACUGCUUGGGAUUCACCAAGACUUUCCUAUGAUGGUACAUUCAAAUCUACAACAAAACAUAAGGAACUCCCAAGGCUUUCCUUGGACAGCAAGGAGCGAUCCAUCAAAAGUUUCAAUGAAGGAAUGAAAACUCGAAACCUUUCGAAGAGUCCACAUAAAGUGUGUGGAGGCUCAAACACAAUGGUAAAGCAGAUGGAAGAACAAGAAACUCCUAAAAGAACAUCUAGUGUUGUGGCAAAGUUGAUGGGAAUAGAAGCAUUUCCAGAUUGGACCGAAAAUUGUGAUACCUGCAACACGAACAAAGUUGAGACAUUUGCAGGAUCUAGAAUGAGUGAUGAAUACACGCAUCAACAAGAUUCAACAUUCCAAAGGACAAGCCAAGGUUCGCAAUUACAGACUUCCAUGAGUAGUGAAUCUUCAAAAAAAGUAUCGAACAGAUCCCUCUCGGUUUACGGGGAAAUCGAGAAAAGGAUGGCAAAUUUAGAGUUCGAAAAAUCCGGAAAGGAUCUAAGAGCCCUUAAACAGAUUCUUGAAGCAAUGCAUCGGUACAAAGAAUCAUUAGAUACUACAAGUGAUCAAGCUUCAAAUUCUCCAUAUGACAAUAGGAGUAAUAGUAGUGUCAGUGAAAGCUUGAAUGUACAAAGCCCAAGAACACGGCAGAAGAACGCGACAUCUGUCAGUGUUGAGAGGUCUAAUUCAACUCAAGGUAGUAAAUCUCCAAUUAUAAUCAUGAAACCAGCAAAGGUAGCAAGAAAAACCAAUAAUUCUUGUUCCACAGAAAUGUCGAAUCAUGGUAAAUCAUCAGGUAGCAAGAUUUAUCGCAGUGAUCCGACCGACGGAACGUUGGUGGACAAGCUUGACAGGCAAACAACAAAAGGUAGUCCAGCAAUCAAACAUGUGAAAGAUCCCAUUAGUCAACCGUUAUACUCAGUGGAUAAAAGCAAAAAGAUGAGAACUUCAAAAUUGAUGCAAUCCUCAAAAGUUCCUCAAGUCAUCAAUAGAGAAAACAACACCAACUCUAGCAUUAUGGCAGAGACCAAGAGUCCAAGACUACAAAAGAAGUUCGGUUACGAGAGGCGUUCCCCGCCAACCAGCCCAUCAUCAGAUUUCAGUAGUAACAGAAGACAACAAAAUAAGCAAUCAACAGAAUUGUCUUCCCCAAAUACAACAUCUAAACAAAAAUUCUCUACUUUGCAGGAAAGAAAUGAAAAUUUCAAUAGUAACUAUAUUCAACUAAAAGGCCUCAAUGAAAACAAUGUAGAAAAAGACUUUAGCAAGGAAAUCUUUAUGGUUGAAACAAUAGUUACUGCAGAACAACCUAGUCCUGUUUCAGUUCUUGAUGCUACAUUCUACAGAGAAGACCCGCCUUCUCCGGUUAAAAGGAAAUCAGACAUCUCAAAAGAUUUAGACGAAGUUCUGAACACUUAUGAUAGUAGUGAGGAGAAUUCAGAAGAUCUUGUUCUUUCAUCCAACACAAAAGUCAACUUCAGCAAUGGAACCAGUGAUAUUGACUUGAAAACUCACAAUUUGGUUCAAAUUCUUCAACAAUUUGAAGAAGGUGAUGAUGAAAGAUUCAAUAAAGAUCCUGACCACAAAUAUAUAUCAGAAAUACUACUAGCAUCGGGGCUACUCACCAGUACGAGCUCUAUCCAAGCAUUGCAUUCAUCGGGUUAUCUGAUAAAUCCAAUGAUGUUCCUUGUACUAGAGGAAAUCAAGAAAAACAAGAUGCAUUUCAACAUCGCUAAGAUGAAUAAUAAUGAGAAAAAUCAAAGAAAGCUCAUAUUCGACGUCGUUAACGAAAUUCUAGUUCAAAAGCUAAUGUUGGAGAGUUCUUGCCAGCCAUAUCGGCCAGAAGGAAGAAAACCAGAAGGACAACAGGUUUUGGAUAUGCUUUGUACAGAAAUUGAUAAGUUACAACAUAAAAAUUUCAGCUUGGCUAAUGAGGAUGAGAAUUUGACAACUAUCUUAUGCGAAGAUUUGGCGCAGCACUCCACAAUUAAAGAUUGCUACAAAGAGAUGCCGAAUAUCGUGUUGGAUAUUGAACGGUUGAUCUUCAAAGAUUUGAUAACUGAAGUUGUGAGAACUGAGAAGUGAAAGUAACUAACCAUUCUGGUGAGUAUUGCAGGAGGAAACUGCAGUUACCAAGUAGGAAUUCCAACUAAGCAGGUUUAAUCUGUCAACUUACUUUUCUAUGAAUACUUACUACUACGAAGGCUUAAUAUGCUCAUAAAUUAACAUUCUAAACUUUAUUUCCACUAUAAACUCAAAUGUUUUUGUCUAUCAUUAUCUUUCCUGCAUGUAUUUGAAGUAUAUGUUGAUAAAAUACAUGUAGAGAUGCAUACAAAUGUAUAUAUCAGUGACAAUCUUUUUAUGCUCAAUAAACAAAUACGUCUUAUAUUUUAUCA
Molecule: messenger RNA, 3629 nt
Organism: Cicer arietinum (chickpea)
Lineage: Eukaryota; Viridiplantae; Streptophyta; Magnoliopsida; Fabales; Fabaceae
Product: protein LONGIFOLIA 1
Biological process (GO): regulation of monopolar cell growth
Source: RefSeq, a predicted model, not a curated record